UGUAAUUCUCGCACCGACUCCUGCUGUUGCCCUUUCUGACCAUUCUUCUCAAGCGACCUGAACAUCUACGACUUCUCAUCGCCACGCGAUUAUCCCACAAUCUUUGGACAGUCCCGGAGACUCUCAUACAAUGCCUCCCUCAACUCCUCAACCCGCCGACGACUCCCACCAGCAACUCCUCGAUCAGAUGGACAUAUACUACACUCUGAAACCCUUUCGAAAUCCCAAUUGGAGACCCAGUGGCCGCAGAAACAAGAAUACCAAGCAGAUCAUAUCCGAGACACAGCGUAAAGAAGCCUCAGUCCUUGCAACGCAGAAUAACUCCGGCGCAUCUACACCCGUGCCUGCAACAGGCGGCACCUCAGAUGGCGCCGCCACGCCUGCAUACUCUUCUGCGGCAUCAAGGCCAGUGAACAUGGCACAGGCGACACAGAGCUUGAGUACCCUGGUGCUGGAGAGGAAUCUGCAGAAGGCUACAACCGGCUUGGGUGGUGGAUUCGGGGGACCUGCAGUUACGUAUACCAACAUCGAGAGCGCCCCGAGCCUACAUCCUGCAAACCACAAGCACUACUGCGACAUUACGGGCCUACCUGCCAAAUACACCGACCCCAAGACGAAGCUGAGAUACUACGAUGCAGAGAUAUUUGCGGUGGUGAGAAGCUUGCCGCAGGGUACGCCGGACCAGUACCUGGCUGCUAGAGGAGCGAACGUGGUUCUGAAAUAAGCUUGCAAGAUAUGGACGAGCAUGAUAUUGUCUACACAAGGAAACGGCAAAGGCUGGAAAAGGAGUCUGACGGGCACACGGAUGUCAGUCCAUCUAAGUCAAGCCCAUUCCACCCACUGGUGUCUUUCGACGGCCAGCUCAAGGAAGCGCUCCGGCUUAAUUGUGAACUAGAUGAGGAUUCCUCUUCGCCAGGUUGACACAUUACCGAGACUCCAUGAUGAGCAGAAUCAGUUACAGCAGUAUAAAAGAGCUGUGGUCAAGGCGGGAUGUGACGCCCAGGUCAAGGACUGUUACAGGUCGGCUAGGAAGACCUCUACACUCAACGCAGGAGGAACUCCAUCAGCACUCAGCCAAGGAUUCAUGCACCGCAAAGCGAUGAAUAAGGAGGAGGGCUGUUGUGGUCACUUGCAAAAAGUGCAUUUUGGCAACUUCGAAUCUUGUGGGCACAUGAAGAACACAAAUGCUGGCCGCGUCGCUUGAUGUUCCUUUCAAGGCCCGACCGCCCCCAUGUUUAGCCAUAGAGAAGAUAGAGCAGAGUGAGGCCAAGACAGAGGGCAGACGAUAUUUCCUGGCUAGCAGGAAAAUUUUUGUACAAGUUCCCCAGAAAAUGAAGAAGCAGGAGGUGAUG
Exophiala xenobiotica is the source of this 1352-nucleotide messenger RNA. RefSeq lists its product as uncharacterized. Gene Ontology annotation, cellular component: Ino80 complex. Bases 131 to 724 code for a protein of 197 amino acids. Gene Ontology annotation, biological process: chromatin remodeling. The transcript has a single exon. NCBI's taxonomy places the organism in Eukaryota, Fungi, Ascomycota, Eurotiomycetes, Chaetothyriales, Herpotrichiellaceae. The record is from RefSeq and is a predicted model, not a curated record.